AACAACAAACAAGUUUUCCCCAAUAAACUACACUACCCACAAUCAUGUGCGCGCCUUUCAGUUCCGGGUCGCUGAGCCGCCUGUCAGCAGCAGAAAGUUCCAGGUUGAUGUGUAUGUGCGGAGCGCUGCGAUGCCCCUCGAGGUGCGAUGGCCUUUCCCACAAUGCCCUGCUCUGGCGUGGAGGAUCUCCAGCUCUCUGAUCAUGGGCAUGGUCGGCUCCUACUCGUACUUCUGGACCAAGUACAUGAACUGUCUGACGGUCCAUAACCACGAGGUUCUGUUGGAUCUGGUGGACCACCGGCCUGCUGACACGCCGCUCCUCACGCUGUCCAACCACCAGUCCUGUAUGGACGACCCGCACAUCUGGGGUGUACUGAAGCUCCGACAGCUGUGGACCUUCAACAAGAUGCGCUGGACUCCAACAGCUUCUGACAUCUGCUUCACCAAAGAGCUGCACUCGAGAUUCUUCAGCCGAGGGAAGUGUGUUCCCGUCUGCAGAGGAGAUGGCGUUUACCAGAAAGGGAUGGAUUUUAUUUUGGAGAAACUGAACGGAGGAGAAUGGGUGCACAUUUUUCCAGAAGGAAAAGUCAACAUGACCCAGGAAUGUAUUCGGUUAAAGUGGGGUAUUGGUCGGCUGUUAGCAGAGUGCUCCUUGGAUCCGAUCGUCCUGCCGCUCUGGCAUGUGGGGUUGGGGGACGUUCUACCCAAUGAGAAGCCUUACGUUCCUCGGGCUGGAAAGAGAAUCACCGUCCUGGUGGGAAAACCGUUCACUGUGACCGAGCUCGUUGAAUCUCUCCGAGCCCAAAACAAGAGCCAGAUGGAGAUGAGGAAGACGUUGACUGAUUUGAUCCAGAGAGAGUUUUGGAGCCUCAAAGUCCAGGCCGAGGCGCUCCACGGCCAGAUCCAGACCAGAUCCUGAUACAGACCAGACCCAGACCCAGAUCCAGAUCCUGUUCCUGAGUCCCAGCCGCCAUGCCUGACUGUAUAUAUAUAUAAAAGACUGAUGAUCCUUUACCCUGACUGAGGGUAACAUCUUCACACACACACACUCACACACACACACACACACACACACACACACACACACACACACACACAUACACACACACUUCCUGUUCUCUCUGGAGCUACAUUCCUCCAGCCCGGGUCUUGAGUCUCCGAGACAUCACGGCAGGUUUCUGCAUCGGUGGAAAACAGGACGUUCUCUGUUAAUGUUUCAAACAGAAUAGGAUAAACAGAUUAAAAUAAAGAUGGAUGGUUUGGUAACGUGCUGUCGAAGAUCUUGAAUGAUUUGUCUGGACAUGAAGUAUCAUUAGUCUUACUCAUAUAAGGGCUGGGUGUCCCCAGUGAUUUACUGAAGGUCCUGAUUCUAUUCCUUCUCUGAUUGGAUAUCAGUCAGGUCAGGGACAUGUUCCAGUCCCCGUUUAUCUUGGAUAGAAAGGAGAUUCUCAGACUUUUAGACUCCCAAACUGUUAGGAACAGCUCAGACAGACCGCAGUCACUGAUCUGCAAUAAUGUUUGCAUGUUUAUUCACCGUAACCAUGAUCUUUCUCUAACCUUACCGUUAUAACCCUGAAGGUUUCAGUCACCGUGGUUACCGGUGAGGACAGUUUAAUACUUCAUCAGGAAUACAACAGCAGAGAACCAGCUGUUUGUUUACAAUGUCACAAAUGAACUCAGGUUGUUUUAUUAAAGAAAUCUGUCAGUAAUCAGUUUUCCCAUCAUGCUUUGAGCCGUCUGAUUCCCCGCUGUAGGACAUCCUCUGUAGUGUUUAUAACCCUUACAGGACACUCUCUGUAGUGGUUAUAACCCUUACAGGACACUCUCUGUAGUGCUUAUAACCCUUACUAGCCCUCUGUAGUGUUUAUAACCCUUACUAGCCCUCUGUAGUGUUUAUAACCCUUACAGGACACUCUCUGUAGUGUUUAUAACCCUUACUAGCCCUCUGUAGUUUUUAUACUAGCCCUCUGUAGUGUUUAUAACCCUUACUAGCCCUCUGUAGUGUUUAUAACCCUUACUAGCCCUCUGUAGUGUUUAUACUAGCCCUCUGUAGUGUUUAUAACCCUUACUAGCCCUCUGUAGUGUUUAUACUAGCCCUCUGUAGUGUUUAUAACCCUUACUAGCCCUCUGUAGUGUUUAUAACCCUUACUAGCCCUCUGUAGUGUUUAUAACCCUUACUAGCCCUCUGUAGUGUUUAUACUAGCCCUCUGUAGUGUUUAUAACCCUUACUAGCCCUCUGUAGUGUUUAUAACCCUUACUAGCCCUCUGUAGUGUUUAUACUAGCCCUCUGUAGUGUUUAUAACCCUUACUAGCCCUCUGUAGUGUUUAUAACCCUUACUAGCCCUCUGUAGUGUUUAUAACCCUUACUAGCCCUCUGUAGUGUUUAUAUUAGCCCUCUGUAGUGUUUAUAACCCUUACUAGCCCUCUGUAGUGUUUAUAUUAGCCCUCUGUAGUGUUUAUAACCCUUACUAGCCCUCUGUAGUGUUUAUAACCCUAACUAGCCCUCUUUGAGCCGUCUGCAGCGGGGAGCUCUCUGUAAUACUAUAUAUUUUAUUGUUUUGUUUUGUAGACACGUUGCUGAUGAACGAUCGCUGUCCUCGUUAUGGUUGUGUUUCCUCUGGCUCCUUCACAAUAAAAGCCUCCCUGAGCUUAUCCAGCUGAAGGCUUUUAUUGUGAAGCAGCAGCAGUAAGAAGUGAUAGCAUUAGCAUUAGCAUGAUCUGUGAUCCGUCUGCAGGAGAGAGAACAGAGAGGCCGUCGCGGCAGACUCAGCCACUACAGCAGAGAGAGAAAGUUAUAGGAUGGAAACACAAGCAGAAGAAAUGCUGACCACAAUAUUUGAAGGAACUAAAGUGGUUUAGUUGCCAAACUGUACAAAACCUGUUUUUGAAUAUGAUCUGAACAUCUGCAGAGUCUUAGGAACAUUCUGGUCUGGUUCAUUCAACCUGUCUGUUUAAAUACUAAAGAUUAGUGCGCAGUGUGCUCCUGUUAUUCAUACUAAUAAUGAAUCAAAGCAUGUUAAAGUUUACAGCUGUGGUCAGAAAAAGGCAUGCAGAGUAUAUGAUUGGUAGGAUAAUAUAAUGUUUGGUUUUUAUUACGUAUGAAUGAGUCGUACUAACAUCUCUCUCUUUCUCAAACACUCAACUGAAUUUCUCAGUCUCAAUCCUCUGCAGUCACAUAUAUAAAACAUGUUUUAAUAUAUGUGACUGCAGAUGUAAAGAAGUGAUUUUGUCUCAGAUUUUCUAACCCUCUGAUCUGUUUUUAUAAAUAUAUGGCCUUACUGUGAUUGCCACUCUUUCCUACUGGAUGUAAAUGCCAAUACAUAAAUAUAUAUAGUCAAGUUUUCAUCUUUUGAAACGUGUAUUUGUCUCUGUAACACUCACCUGACGGUGCUGAUGGAACAGAAAAAUAAAGAAAUCCAACAUUGUUUACA
Molecule: messenger RNA, 3431 nt
Organism: Sander lucioperca (pikeperch)
Lineage: Eukaryota; Metazoa; Chordata; Actinopteri; Perciformes; Percidae
Gene: tafazzin
Product: tafazzin
Exons: 11
Coding region: 131-919 (262 amino acids)
Biological process (GO): cardiolipin acyl-chain remodeling; inner mitochondrial membrane organization
Cellular component (GO): mitochondrial membrane
Molecular function (GO): 1-acylglycerophosphocholine O-acyltransferase activity
Source: RefSeq, a predicted model, not a curated record